GUAGUUGGUGUGGCUCUGGCUCUGACAGCCGCUGUAGGCUAUACAGCCUACCAGGUGAUGUUUCGCUGGAUCUUUGGGCAUUUGAAGCAGAACGUAUCCUUCCUGGCUUACUUUUUCUCCUGGAUCAGCGCGUGGCACUUGCUGAUAGUGCUUCCCAUGGUCUUGGCGGCCCAUUCUGCUGGCAUUGAGCAGCUCCAGCUGCCACAUGGGCUCCUUGCUCUCAUUGGCACUGGAGUUUCCGCACUCAUUGCUUCGACUGUGAACGUUCUCUACCUUUGUAUAGUAAUGUGGGGAUCUCCCAUGCUUCUGCCAAGCACUUCUGCCUUGUCUGUCCCACUGACAGUAGUUCUUGAUAUCGUCUUGCACAACCAGCGGCCUGAGAAUCUCGAGCUGAUGGGUCAAGGUAUGGUACUGCUGUCAGUUGUACUUAUCAUGCAGCUGUACAAGGUGGUUCUGCCCAAAGGACUUGCACUGAAAAGUGAGAUGAUGUCUGUCUGA
Symbiodinium pilosum is the source of this 498-nucleotide messenger RNA. The record is from the annotation of a GenBank genome assembly. Lineage: Eukaryota; Dinophyceae; Suessiales; Symbiodiniaceae.